This is a messenger RNA of Cavenderia fasciculata, 1188 nucleotides long. RefSeq lists its product as uncharacterized. Bases 1 to 1188 code for a protein of 395 amino acids. NCBI's taxonomy places the organism in Eukaryota, Evosea, Eumycetozoa, Acytosteliales, Cavenderiaceae. Gene Ontology annotation, molecular function: protein binding. The record is from RefSeq and is a predicted model, not a curated record. The transcript has 3 exons.
AUGUGGUAUCAAGUCACAGUUGAAGGAGGACAACCUCAAUCAAGGAUCAAUCAUGCAUCCACCUUUUUACAUAAACAGUCGUUGGCCAAUGGAAGUUGUCCGUCAACGGCAAACGAGAUUGGACGUGUGGUAGUCUAUGGUGGACGAAGCUCUCCCAACUCACCAAAUACACCACCAUUGUCAGACCUGGCAUUUAUGAGCAUUGGUAUUGGAUGUACCGACGAAAUAGCCAAACCACAAAACAAACAUUCACAAAACAAACUCAACAAAUUACUUGGUGGUAAUAAUAAUAAUAAUAAUAAUAAUAGUAAUAGUAGUGCUGGUGCAUCAUCAUCAUCAUCACUAAUCCAAAAUAAUAAUAUUAAUAGUUCAUUACCUAACCCUAACCCUAACCCUUCAUCUUUGACUUCAACUUCAUCCACUUCAUCAUUCACUUCAUCAUCAACUUCAUCGUCGGCGGCAUCGACAUCAUUUUCAACACUUAAACGAAAAACAUACUCUAAACUACCAGUUUACAAUGGCAAUAUAUUGUAUCAUUGGGAGAAUAGUUUGGCACAUGGUGAAGAGAAUUCUGGGGUGGGGUCACCACGUGGUCCAUCGGAUCGAAUGAAUCAUAGUCUGUUGGCACUCAACCUUGGGACACAUAAAGGCAAGAUCAUCAUGUUUGGAGGUGUUGAUAGUGCUGGCACCUGCUACAACGAUCUCUAUAUUUUAGAUGCCGAGAUGCUAUGGUGGGAAAACAUCAAAAAUGCAAUUGGAUCGACACCUCCUUCCCCAAGACAUUCACAUUAUUCUUGUCAAAUUUCAAACGACACCAUUUUAAUAUAUGGUGGUAUAAAUGAAAACAAAGAAUAUUUAAAUGAUAUCUAUACUUGUUCUUUAACAAAUCAAAAUUUAUUAAAAUGGAAUCAAAUUUAUUCAACAGGAAGUAUACCAAAAUUAAAAGAAAAUGAUCAAAUUAUAUAUUGUUCAAAUGCAUUGUGGGUGGUGAAAGACGAUGGAGAUAUUUAUAAGAUGGAUAUUGCAAACUUUAGAUGGAAUGCAGUUAGUUAUAAAGGAACAUCGCCCGUACUAGACAAUGGGUACACGUCAAUCACCAGCUAUGCAACCUAUCUCAUUAUUCUCGUCGAGAGUGAAUUAGAAAACAAUAAUAAUAAUAAUAUUAAUAAUAAUAAUAAUAAUUAUUAA